This is a messenger RNA of Cyanistes caeruleus (blue tit), 1698 nucleotides long. NCBI's taxonomy places the organism in Eukaryota, Metazoa, Chordata, Aves, Passeriformes, Paridae. The record is from RefSeq and is a predicted model, not a curated record.
GUUCCCUCGGUGUGGUUCCCUCGGUACAGUUCCCUCAGUACAGUUCCCUCAGUACAGUUCCCUCAGUACAGUUCCCUCGGUACAGUUCCCUCGGUGCGGUUCCCUCGGUGUGGUUCCCUCGGUACAGUUCCCUCGGUACAGUUCCCUCGGUGCGGAUCCCUCGGUACAGUUCCCUCGGUACAGUUCCCUCGGUGCGGAUCCCUCGGUGUGGUUCCCUCGGUACAGUUCCCUCGGUACAGUUCCCUCGGUGCAGUUCCCUCAGUACAGUUCCCUCGGUGCGGUUCCCUCGGUACAGAUCCCUCGGUACAGUUCCCUCGGUACAGUUCCCUCGGUGCAGUUCCCCACGCAGCCCCCCAGCCCAGCAGCAUUUCCUCUCGCUGCAUCUGAGCCCCUUGGAUUUCCCCUCUGGGCCCUGUGAUCCAUUUCCCAUCACUGCCCCAGCUCCGUUGCAUUUCCUGCUGCAUCCCAAUCCAAGUGCAUUUUCCCUUGUGGUCCUGGUGUGUUUUCUAUCUGCCUCAGGCUGGGUGCUAUCACCCCUCUCCCCUCCAUGGUCCGGCAGCGUUUUCCCUUCCCCUUGAGCACCCCAGUCCCGGAACUUUUCCUGUCCCCAUCCCCUCUCAGCCCCUGGGAACUGCCACAUCUGCCCUUGGAACACCCCAGAACCUUUGGGGCGUUUUGGGUCCUGGGCCCAGCCAGGAUUUGGCAUUGCUCAAGGGCCUGCUCUCUCUCCCACGGUUCUGGAGCGAUAACUGAGAUUUUUCCCCUUUUUUCAGGGAUUUUGCCUUUAGUUUCCCUUGCCUCUCAGCUCUGUCUUUUCACCCCAGGUUUACGCAUCCAUGAGUAUUUGUACUUCCAAGUGCUGAGCCCCGGAGACAUCCGCUACAUCUUCACUGCCACCCCAGCCAAGGAUUUCGGUGGCGUGUUUAACACGAGGUACGAGCAGAUCCACCUGGUCCCGGCGGAUCCUCCGGAGGCCUGCGGAGAGCUCAACAAUGGGGUCUUCAUCCAGGACCAGAUCGCCUUGGUGGAGAGGGGGGGCUGCUCGUUCCUGUCCAAGACGCGAGUGAUCCAGGAGCACGGCGGCCGGGCCGUCAUCAUCGCCGACAACGCCUACGACAACGACAGCUUCUACAUCGAGAUGAUCCAGGACAGCUCCCGGCGCACGGCCGACAUCCCCGCGCUCUUCCUGCUGGGCAGGGACGGGUACAUGAUCAGGCGCUCCCUGGAGCAGCACGGGCUCCCCUGGGCCGUCAUCUCCAUUCCUGUCAACGUCACCAGCAUUCCCACCUACGAGAUGAUGCAGCCCCCCUGGACCUUCUGGUAGCAGCCAAAGGCUGUGGCGGAUCGAGGACUUCUGGUGGAUCCCAGGAUCUUGCCCUAAGGACCAGGUUUGAGGAAAGGAUCCCAACAUGCUCCGGACAUCUUUCUGCUGGCACCGGUGUGUGGCCACGGGCAAACACCAAUGCCAGGGGAAACCUCGAGCCUGGCACCAAGCUGUGACUGUGUGGGAGGGAGGUGAGGGCCCAGAGCAGGCCUGCACUUCCCAGGAAACAUUUGACCUUGUGCUGCUGCUUUGGAGGAAUGCAGGACUGGCAGGGAUGGGAGGAGAGCAAUACAGCCUUGGUCUGUACCGGCAGGGCUCACCCGCUGUCUGUAUAUUUUUGUCUGAGCUAAUGAAGUCUUAAAGUUUUAGAGAAA